AUGCCCGCAUCGCGCAGAGGAUCCGGUGUCACGACGCUGCCCUCGGGCAUGACGCUCGCCUACCACACUCGCAUUCAGGGCGAAGAUGACCUCCCGCAUGCGACCAAAAAGACGAUGGCGGACCACCUUCGCAAGUACGAGAGUCUGUUCACCCUUACUCCCCAACGCAUGCGCAUGAUAGUGGAGGCCUUCAAGGAGACUCUGGAGCUUGGCCUCGAGAAACCGGGACAGACAGUGCCCAUGAUCCCAACAUACGUCUUUGGCUGGCCAACUGGGGAUGAGACCGGGGAGUUCCUUGCAGUGGAUCUCGGUGGCACAAACCUUCGUGUCUGCCUUGUCACUUUGCAAGGCGGUGGAAAGUUCGAGGUCACCCAAUCCAAGUACAGGCUCACGGAGGAACAGAAGCAGGCCGAUGGUCAAGCCCUGUUCGACUUCUGUGCAGACUGCUUGAAGACGUUCAUCGACGCCAACUUUGAUGAGAACUCGCUCAAGCCCAACGAGCUCUUGCCUCUUGGUUUUACGUUCUCGUACCCAUGCACUCAGGAACGUAUCGACCAGGCAACACUGAUUCGAUGGACCAAGGGCUUCGGUGCUGCCAACACUGAAGGUCGCGACGUGUCGGAGAUGUUCAAGGAGAGCCUGGCCAAGAAGAACGUUCCGGUGGAGGUCACGGCAGUCAUUAACGACACAACGGGCACACUCAUUGCUUCGGCGUAUGUCAACCCUCGCACACGUCUCGCGGUCAUUUUCGGCACUGGCUGUAAUGCCGCGUACAUGGAGGACAUCAAAGGUAUUCCGAAGAUCAAGCACCUGGGACUGGACGAUAGCGCUCAGAUGGCGAUCAACUGCGAAUGGGGUGCAUUUGACUCUUUCAAGCACGAGCAUCUCCCGCGUACAAAGUACGACGUGACCAUCGAUCAGACAUCCAACAAGCCCGACGAGCAGGCUUUCGAGAAGCUAAUCUCCGGUCGCUAUCUUGGCGAGAUCCUCCGUCUGGUCAUCUGCGAGCUCAUCGACGAGGGUGUGCUCUUCCUGGGUCAGAACACCUACAAGCUUGAGAUUCCGUAUGCGUUCGAUACGGCCUUCCUGUCUCUCAUGGAGAGCGACCCUACAGAAGAGCUUCUCAUGAUCAUUGGCAUCUUCAGUCACUUCUUCGCGCUCGAGACCACACUUGCAGAGCGCCAGUUUUUCCGCGCACUUGCGCGCCUUGUUGGGCGCCGCGCAGCCCGUCUGAGCGCCUGCGGCAUCGCUGCAGUUGUCAGCAAAAUGGGCUAUUUGGAGGACGGAUGCUCCGUCGGCGCCGACGGCUCUCUGUACAACAAAUACCCGGGAUUCGCAGACCGUGUACACGAAGGCCUGCAGGACAUCUUCGGUGACAAGGGCAAGAACAUCAUAACCUACCACGCCGAAGAUGGCAGUGGCGUCGGUAGCGCGAUUAUCGCAGCCAUGACGAAGAUUCGGAAGGAGAAGGGCGUGUAUACUCACGUCUGA
Peniophora sp. CBMAI 1063 is the source of this 1491-nucleotide messenger RNA. The record is from the annotation of a GenBank genome assembly. NCBI's taxonomy places the organism in Eukaryota, Fungi, Basidiomycota, Agaricomycetes, Russulales, Peniophoraceae.